CCAACCCCUUCUCACUACUCUUUCUCACAGGUCACAAUUCAACCAAAUCCACCUUCACCUUCAAGCCUUUUUCCCUAUUCCAAUAUAAUUCUUCUACUAAUUAAAAUAGCUAUAGUAUAAUAAUUUUUUUAUGCAACAUUGGAUGUGGGGAGGAGUGAAUUAUACUUCAUCAAGUUGUUAUUGUUGUUGUUGCUGUAGAACAAGUGAUUAUGGAGAGUCCUCAAUAUUAUGCACCACCCCAAAUUAUGGAAGACUCGUCUCGCCCCUCGCUAGGAUUUCCUCUCGGAACAGCCCUUCUCUUACUUGUCAUUUUCAGCUUGAGUGGUGUCUUUUCCUGCUGUUAUCACUGGGACAAAAUCCGUUCCCUCCGCCGUCGAUCUAUGGCAGACCUAGAAACCGGCGACGAUCCUUCAUCCUUGAAAUCUAAACAAACUCACAUGAGUGAAAAGCAGAACCAAAGCCAAAGCAUGCCUGCAGUAUUAAUGCCAGGUGAUGUAGUUCCAAAAUUCAUAGCAAUGCCUUGUCCAUGUCAACCUCCCAUACCGGAAAAAGUGGUUGUAGAGGAGCAGAAGCCACCGCAGUCGCCGCCUCCAAAACCAGUUCGUAUGGUAGUGGGAUUACCUAUGUAUUAGUAAAAAAAGGGGCCGGAUUAUAUAUAGUUGAGUAUAUUUAUUGAAUUUUAUUUCAGUCAUUCUCAAAUCUUUUCAUUUGUAAAUACCAUGAGAAUUUUUCAGUUCCCUGGUUGUAUAUACUAAGGAAAAAAAGUUAUUGCUCCUUUCUUUUUAA
Capsicum annuum is the source of this 786-nucleotide messenger RNA. RefSeq lists its product as uncharacterized. The record is from RefSeq and is a predicted model, not a curated record. The coding region runs from base 210 to 632 and encodes 140 amino acids. Lineage: Eukaryota; Viridiplantae; Streptophyta; Magnoliopsida; Solanales; Solanaceae. The transcript is spliced from 2 exons.